GCAACAAACUGCAAAAGUCAUGUUUACUCGCCGCUUUAUGGCUUAAAAACCCUUAUAAUCUCACGAUUUAAAGAGUUUAAGGGAAAAUAAGAAACGUAGCAAGCAAGGACGAUGUUAUAUGUGGCAAAUAAUGGCGAAACGUGCAAAGAUCAGCUUUGUCAACAUCCCGAAUGUUGGCAAAGUAAUAUUCGUCGCGUUCGCGAAGCGGUCAGGCAGCGAAAUGGUAUCAGACAAGAGCAAAAUGUCAACAAACAAAGCGCUGAAAGAUUUGACGAUAAGAAACGGCAAGUAAUGGAAAGUAAGUUGGGUGUAUUUUAUUCUAAUUCAUAUAUUUUGCUUUAAUAUUAAUAGAGAUAUUCGAUGGAGUAGCAUAUAUAAGAAAUUGGUUCAUAAACUUUGUUAUUCAAAUGAGCUUUUUGAGAUAAUCGCCAUUUAAUAAUUUUAUUACACCUGACAUGCUAAUCCUUUAAUACUGAAUAGUUUCGAAAUUACGCACCUGAGAUUUCGAAAAUGUAAUUAAUUAAUAGUAAAUAAAUGUAAAUUACAUAUGGCAAAAUCCGAAUUGUCUUCAUCGGAUGCAGGGGUGGGGUGCGCACCCCCAUAGGUUUUGCACGCCCUCCAGAAAGUUUUCCCACCCCAGCUAGAAAAAUUUGCACUCCCUCAGAAAUUUAAAUGCUUGUUGGAUUAAUUAUGACCGCAUGAUUGAAAUUAGGAUUUUGAAAUAAUAUUCUAUUAUCUAUAGACUCAAAUCUAUUAUCUAAAAAUCAUCUAUAUAUUGUAUACAUGAACUUGUGGUUAGAGCUUGACAACUGGUCUUUGUAGCUCAGUUGGUUAGAGCGCUGCACCGGAGUCGCAGGGUGGCAGGUUCGAUUCCUGCCAGGGACCUAAAGUUGCAUUUUUUGCUUCUGUUCAGGCUGGUUAUUGAGGUCUAAUAAAUAUAAUAUAUAGAGAGAAUUUCCACUCGAUAAUUUCUGUCUACAAUGCCCUCCAACUAAUAUCCGCCUAGGUUGCUCACUGCCGACGUUAAAGAUCAUUGACAUGACAGAAGAUCUGGUCACUCCAUAUAACAGCAGCGACCAAGUUCAUGUAUUUGAUAAUGAAGUUGAGAAAGACAAACAGUUGCAUAGCUCUAUGCCUCAUCAAUCAACAAGGUGAGUUGACAUAUCGCUGCAUCAUCUCGCUUAAGCGGUACGUUUACCACAAUAAUUAAUUGGGCUGAUUCCAUUUUAUUAAGUAAACAAUAUUUGAAAAAUAUUGCUGUCAGCGUCAUCAGUCUGGUCAUCUGACGACAUAAUUGUCAACUGACAACAUUUGUCAUUAACAUUCGGCAAAACCUGUAAUCGGCCUGAUUAAUUGUUGUGUGUAAACGUAGCUUCAGUAUCAAUCCAAGAUUUUUGAGAUUAUUGUUAGAAUGACAAUCCAGUUAAAUAUUUGAGUUCAGUGCUAGAAUGAUAUUUGAGAUCAGAAUAAUAAUUAUAAUCCAUAUCCAGUUCCAAUUUAAUUUAAUUCAGUGUUGAAUGUUUUGAGCUCAGCCCUAGAAUGAUAACCCAGUCCAGUUAAAUAUAUGAUAUCCAGUUCUAAUCAAUGUUAGAAAAAAUUAUCCAGUUCUAUUAUUGAGAUGAAUGCUAGAAUGACGAUACAGCUUUAUUAUUGAGACCAGUGUUAUAAUCAUGAUCCAGUUAAACAUGGGCGUGCCGGAAGGAAAAAAUUAGGGGGGCGGAAAGAAAAUUGCCCGACAACCUCGUUCCCAGGGUCUUUAGGAAAGACCCUGGUAUCGGCUGGUCACGUGCCUCGUCCAAAAUUGAUUGCCCGAGGGGUGUGUGGUGAAAGUAUCAAAUUACAAACAGUUAAAAACAUAAAUUUUGCGAACUACCUUAGCAGUAAGUUCAAAAUACUUGCUAAUUUUUGUUUAUUUUAUUUGCAUUGAAUUUACAAGAACAUUCUUACAUUUUUACCAACAGUCAAGUCAAGAAACCAAGCAAAUCGUUACUCGCAGUGCUCUCUCGUGUUGUUUUAUUCAAUACUCUCUUCACUCUCGAGCGCGGUUUUAUAACAAACGUUUAUGGGCCUUUCAGUGGUCACCAUUUCUACAUAUCUAAUGUUUUUAAAACAAGCAUUAGAUUUGUCCUUUUUUGUAAACAUUGCUGUGCUUUGCACGUCUUGUUUAUAAGAUUUUUAAAAGAAACAGUAUUGUAUUGUAUUGUCUUGGACUAGAGAGAGCCCAAUAUCAGCAAAUGUAAACAUUUGAUACUAGCCAAACAGAGAAAUGUCUGUCAGUGAUUUUGGAUUUAGUACAUAAUUCGUAUUCAUUAAUUAUAGUAAGGCUUUAGCCUUUUUCUUGGUCAGAUAAUGUUUUCCUAAUAUGCAUACAACUAGGCUAUAAUCUACAUCACAAAUUUUGAAAUUUACAGUGUCAGGCGCGCACAGACUGCCAUACGAAUACACAUAAAUUUUCGAGUUUUCUACUUCUACUAAGGCUACUAACAGUUUUCAUUGUGUCUCAAUCAUCUGUUUAUUUCUAGUUCAAUAAGUUCAUUCAUAUUUCUAUAUUUAUUUGAUAGUGGCAUAUAUAGUGAUACAUGUAGGCUAUUUGCACACAAGCAAUCCUGGAUAUGAUAGAGACGAUACAAGCUGUCCAUUAAAAAAUAACGGUAUUCUAUUUCACAAAGCAAAAAAUUUAAAUUUCACUUAUAUUAUUAAGAAUAUAUAUAAAGCAGAAAAUUAAAGCUUGUGUCAAAACGAAAGCUGUUUAUAAAAUUUAUAAAUGUGGUAUAAACACAGUAGUAAACAGUAAGACAAAUAUAUUGUCGUUUGACUUAUCUUUGAUGUAUGACUUUACUUAUUAAAUACCGUAGAUUUUCAACAGACAGCUACACUUUGACAUAUACCAUGAUCGUUGAGAUCUUGCAGGAAAUUUUAUAGUCUUUUGACGGGAUUUAAGUUUUGUGAUAAGGCCUUUUAAUAUAAUCAACAAUCUCGAUACAGUUGGCGUCUUGGCGAUAUUUCGGAAAUCAAAAGAUCUCGCUAUUUCGUUCCAAUUCCACAUCUCAUCAAUAAAUAUAUUCUUUUGGUCCGAGUAUCAGGAUAUACUAUAAUACUAACAGUUAAAUAUAAAAUAUAAACCACAUUGGUCGGUCUAGCGAUAUGAAUUUUCUUGUAGGCUUAAUAUUGCCACGCCGCCCAGGCGUGCUUUCUUUGUAAGUUGAAAUCUGAUCCAACUUGCUUGAAUUGUAACUCAACACUAGAUUAUAGAGCAGAAAGUCACAUCACGAUAAAUAUUAAUUUUUAAUUGCAGUUCUCUUCACUAUUUCUUGUUGCAAAUUUAAAUUUCAUCACACAAAAUUGCAAAUAUUGUUACAAACGCGACAAACACGCUCCUCUCCCACCCUGCCCAUAGUAUCAUUUUAAUUUAUCACCCAGAAUCUGGGUGACACGUGACCAGCCGAAACCAGGGUCUUUCCUUCGCCUCGCGCCGUUCUAAGAAAGACCCUGGGAACGAGGUUGAUUGCCCGACUUUUCGAAUUCUGCCCGACUAGUAUCAAAAAAAUUUUUCCGGAAAAAUUAUUUUGGCGACCUCCCACCCCCCCAACCUCGUUCCCAGGCUCUUACCUUCGCACGCCCCAAGCUGCGGAAAGACCCUGGUGCCGGCUGGUCACGUGGCUCCCAGGGGCCGGUUGUAUAAAAAAGUGAUUAAAGUUAACUAUAGUUAGUGGAAACGUCAUCCAAUAAGAAGCGCGUAUUUGACAGUUAAUCACUAUUUAACUACAAAAUAGUGAUUAAAAAGUAAUUAAGAGUUUUAUACAACCGGCCCCAGGAUAUUAAAUUACCAAGGGAGGGAUGGACAAAUCUAAAUUACAAUGCUUCCACUUUGCAAUAGUAAAAUUCGUUGGCAAGGAGCGGACGUAUUGGUUUGAAUUGCAAAAAGUGUAAUUUGAGAGCACUUUAUAUCGCAAUUUGUCAUUGUAUAAUUUGUAUUGAAUACUUCGAGGAAUACUUCUUGUCAAAUUGACAAUUAUGCGCGCGUUUGUGUUCUUUUUGUCAUUCACAUGCUGCCAGGCCAUAGAAGCAAAGUUGAUAAAGAUGCUCGAGGAUGCUCGAGUUUCAAUGCAUUUCUUGCUUGUUUGGAAUUCGUUGUUCUAAAUAGCGCAUUUCAUAACAACAUACUGUACUGAAGCCGAACCAACUAAGCAAGUUCUUUGUUUGGAAAGUAUUUAUUUAUUUAUUCAAUUUCGCCAGGUUAAAUUACACGAUUGAUAACAUUGUGUUCAAACUUCGACAAGAGUUGCAAUUUAAACAUACAGAUCUCCGUGUUCUUGGGUCCUGCAUCAAAACAACUGUGCAGGGCUUUCGAAUAAUACUGUCGUAAAGCACACGAGCAAAUUUUAUUUUGACAAAUUUUAUUUGAUCAAAUGCAUUUGAUCAAAAGCUAGCAUGCUAGCUUGCUAGCUUUUGUUCAAAUUAAAUGCAUUUGUCACAAUAAAUUUGCCACAAAUUUAUCAUCUACACGAGCAAAAUAUCUUUGACAUUCAAUUUUCCCGUGUAAACGGGCCUUAACAAACUCUUAAAUGUACUUAAACAUAUAUUAUUUAUUCGACAAAAGAUGUUAUUUAUAAUUUAUAUCCUGCCAACGCUUAAUAUAUGGAAAGUCUCUGAUUUUCAUCUGACCCAUUGUUGAUGUUUGCAAGGGAUUAUAUUUAAUAAACAAGUCGAUUUUCUUUCUCCAUGGAAAUCAUUUGAGAUAUCUACUCAGUACGGUUCGUGUAUUGUUAUAGUUGUGUCUCCCUUGAAUUCACUGAUACAAGAUCAAAUAUCUCGACUGAAAUCAAGUGGCCUUCGCGCAUCUGCCAUUCUAUAAAUAUUCGCAAAAAAUAUUCCAUGGAGAAAUCACAAUUGGAUUGUACAUUUUGGGUUUAAAUGGGGAUUACUAACAUACGUAUACGGAUGACUAUAUUAUUAAUUGCGGUAAAGUAUAUUGGUAGAUGAUAUUCAUAAACAAUUGACUUACUUCUGUUGACAUGGGUAAAGGUGUAGCAGAUCUAGUUUCAUCACUCGAGGAGGACACAUUGACAAAGUCAGUGUAAAAGCCAAACUGCGCCUUCGACUUUCAACUGCAGCAACAUUUGUCGAAGAUCUGGCAACGGAUAGAAAAACUUCAGGGCAUCGCUUGGAUCGUGAAUCUUUUACUAAUGAUUUCUGUGUUUCGGAAAUUACAUUCUUGAACGUCGUUCACAAGGACGGCACUCGAUCGGCAGAUCAAAUAAGGAAAAUCAUCAACAUGUGGCAGUCUCUCGCCAUGAAUCAACUCCGUGUUAUUCAAAAUUCUUUAAUUUGUUUUGUUGAAGAGAUUCUUACAAUGUAUCUGAUCUUGUACACCAUUAUAUAAUCGAAAACGAGAACUAUUUUCAGUUGAUCCAGGAGAUCUUUUUGUUAAAUUUCUUUGGCGUGCUUUUGCUAAGCCGAUAUAGUGACAGUGAAAUAUGAGAUAUUUGUAAUCCUUGAGAGUAAUAUGAUACUCUUUCGGCUGCAACACAUGAUUAAUCUGUUGUUUUAACAUUUCGUCAAGAAAAAAUCUUUUAUUAUUGUCUCGUACAGUUAGAAUUUUACUAUUUUACAAAUUCAGAAACAAUUUCAAUACGUACAAAUCAUUUCUACCACCCCUCCCUGAAUAGCAAUUUAUUUUAGCACCCAAAAUCUGGGAGCCACGUGACCAGCCGGCACCAGGGUCUUUCCGCAGCUUGGGGCGUGCGAAGGUAAGAGCCUGGGAACGAGGUUGCCACCCCCCCCCGUCGCCAAAAAAAUUUCGGUCAGUGUACCAUUUUAGGGGUCAAAAAAUUUUUCCGGACAAGCAAUUUUUUUCGGAACAUAACACAAAUUUUCGAAAAAUCGCAAAAUUAGCCAAAAAAUUGACUUAAUUUUAGACAAAAUUGACUUAAUUUUAGACAAAAUUGACAGAAUUUGUCCCAUUUUUUAAUUUUAGACAAAAUUGACUUAAUUUUAGACAAAAUUGACAGAAUUUGUCCCAAUUUUUUUAUUGCAAGCCAAAAUUGCCCGACUGUUGAUCGAAUAUUGCCCGACUGCCCAAAAAACUGGGGGGGCUACCGCCCCCCCCCGCCCCCCCGCCCGGUACGCCUAUGCAGUUAAAUAUUCGAGUUCAGUGUUUAAUGACAAUCCAGUUCAAUUUUGAGAUCAGUGUUAGAAUAUUAAUCUAGUUGUAUGUUUCAGGUCAGUGCUAAAAUGAUAAUCCAGUUCUACCUUUUGAGCCCAGUGUUUGAAUGAUAAUCCAGUUCUAUUUUUGAGCCCAUUGUUUGAAUGAUGAUCCAGUUCUAUUUUGAGUUCAGUGUUUAUCUUUAAUGUCUGUCGUCGUUUAGAGCUCAGGCUUCCCACACCACGCCGAUAUCACCGAGCCUUCCAGAGAGACAUGCCAGUCGCUGGAAAGAAAAACUUGACAGCUUCAAUGAAAACAGUGUUGAUGAAAAAAUGACAAAAAUUAAUUUCCACGAAAUUUAUGACUACAAUGAAGUGUGUCAAGACUGGCAGGAUAUGUUCAUUUCAACAGCUUAUCUUGUUUGGUGUCCCUCGAAAAAGGUGAGGAUAAAUAGCCAUUCACAAUACACCCAUCCAGAAAGUGCUCAAUCUUGCGUUUACGUCAUCAGCCGACUGGUACCCGGACAUUUUGCCGAACAGACAUUUUGCCGAACGGACAGUUUGCCGUCGGAAAACUUGCCGAAAAUAGAGACGUUAUUUCGUCAAAAUAUUUGGGCCUGUGACUCAUUUCUCAACUGUGUAAUUCUCAACUAUUGUGUAAAAUAACCAUUAUAUGCAUGGUCAUUAGCAGUGCAUAACGGGGGUCAUUAGGGCAGCCGUUAGUUAAGUUACUUGGUUAAUUCUAAUCCUAGCCCUAAUCGCUUCGAGGGUAGGAUCUUGUUACUUGAUAACAGUGCCGCCGAGAUGGGUGGGGCAGCGAGGAGGGCAUUUUGGUGCGAACAGUUGCGGUGUGCGAGAGAUACAACCACCUGGAAAAUAUAAGCAGAGCUUCAACAUAUCCUGCGAAGGCCCUUUGUCGGGAAGUUAGUGUAAUGACGUAAUAGUGACGUCAUGCUUUAGAAGCAUGCGCACUUAUAAAUAUAGGGAUAAGGAAUACAUAGAGAAUAAUACAUGGGUGCGCGGAAAUACCAGAUUUAUUUCGAGUGUUGAACAUGAUAUCUCACGAGUGAGCGCAGCGAACGAGUGAGAUAUCAUGUUCAACACGAGAAAUAAAUCUGGUAUUUCCAAGCACCCAUGUAUUUUUCUGUUUAUUAUAUAAACAAAAUUCAGUGACAAACAAUAAAACGUCCGUGGCAAUGCGUUUUACAAGAAAUGAUAUUUUCACACGUAAAAAUAUCGUAUUUUUUACGUGUGUUUAAAUACGAUUUUUCUCAGUGGCCAAAAACUCUAUAUAACACUUAUGUUUAUAUAAUAAAUGUGUUUAUGCAUCGAAGGCAAUACCGUAUUACAGUUAGUUACCCCAACGAGGGGUCUUCGCUCUAAACGUCGAAGUACUGCUUAUAUUUUUGUUGUCAAGGCGCUUGAUCAAGGCGCUUGAUCUGAGGAUUGCGCCAUCGAACCUCUGCAAUACCUGAGUUGUUGACAUAGAUCACACUGGUUAAAGCAAGAAGACAAAUAACCAUACAACUUUCAGAAAUCUUGCUCGUUGCCAUCUAGAAUUUGAACAAAAGAAUUCUCCUUUAAAAAAUGGAAUUCAAACUUUCACUGAUAACUAACAACAUACAAAGCUUUUGAUCUUAUCACCAGGAUAUUCAUUAGCGCAAUACCUACCGAGGUUCUCUAGUCAAUAUGGCGUAACCAAUAUGUGUUUCUCUAUCUCGUGUGGACGUAGUGGUCAACCUGCAGUUACCAGAGUAGAAAAGUGAAAAAGCUGCCGUUAACAGUGCAUAACCAUGCAUAUUGACUAUUGGUAGCUUGUUUGUGCAGCGGAUGACUCAUUUGUUAUAGGAACGUGUUUUGACGUCAGGUCGUAAACAAACAAGCGUAUAUAAAGACAACGACGUAAGCGAAUUUCACUUCAAGCGGCGCGCGAGAUGCAUUAUAAUAUAAAGGCAAUUUUCCAUUGCGGUCUCUUUGCCCGCGCGGGUGGAGCGACCAAUUUUAAUCGCGUGAAAAAUCAGCCAAGAAAGUUGAAUGUAGUUCUACUUUCAUCGCCCAUCCAGGCCUUAAAAUAUCGGUCGGUCACGGACAUUGUCCGACCCAUUCGUGAAAUUGUCCAACGUAGAAAGGAAACCACCGGACAUUCUGUCCGAGCUAAGUGAAACUUGGGUUUACUGUUUGUCCGACCCGAGUGUAUUGGUGUCCAACCAAGCUGUAGCUUUGUCCAACGUAAAUCAAAAUGUACUCUUCACGGAUUUUUGAAAUAAGUAGGGUGCCCAUUCCAGAGCCAGUGCCCCCUCCAAGAGAAUGUGUUGGUUGAAAACCUUGCAAGCAAUCACAGCUAGCUUUCUGAUUCUUUACGGACAACAUCGAGAACAGAGUCUAUCAGUUAACAUACUGCUAUUCUGGAAAGCAAGUUAAUUUUGGUUUGGGAAUAAGUAUGAAAGAAACAAAAAAUUUAAUAUCUUCACAACAAUAUCUUCACAACAUUUACCGUUCAGAAUUAAUACAUUGUGCUGACAUUUAUUUGUGUCAUUCAGACUUAUUUCCGAGUCAAAACUGAACUGAAGGUCAUCGGACAUAUGUCCGACCCAAACUCAACGUCAUCGGGCAUUUUGUCAGACGGUUCUGUGAAAGAUAUUUUAUCGCCAUGAUGGCGUGUCCGCGAGCAUUCAGACGGACAAAAAACGCAUAAGUUCGACAACUACAGAGAAAGUUGAGUAAUGUUCGUUCCGCCCGCGCAGGCAAAGCGACUGCAAUGGAAAAUGGCCUUAACGCGGGAAAGCUCGCGCGCCGCGCUUGAUCUCGUCCAGGGCCCUGAUCUCGUUGCUUCGGGACUCUAUAACAAACGUACUUGCAGGGAGGUGAGUCCGGGAUUGGACGCACCGAGGGUGGCUGGAAGUUUCCCGAACUUACCGAGCGAAGCGAGGUGAGUUCGGGAAACUUCCAGCUACCCGAGGUGCGUCCAAUCCCGGACUCACCAAACCUGCAAGUACGUUUGGUUUUUAUCCCAUACACCGAGCCAUACACACAUUUGUAGCUCUUCGCGAUAUAUUCGUCGAUGUUUUGUGAACAUUUUCCCGGCCAAAAAAAUCACUGGGCAAGAAAAUACUUCUUUAGCUACGUCUACAUUACCUUUACUGCAUUUUUUCUUUGGUUUUUCUUCAGUCUCAGUAUGUUAGUCACCGAAAAAAGUUCUUUAAAGUUUAGGUUUAUCGGCUAAAUCUUGUCCGCCAUAUUUGUUUAAUAUUGUUAUUGCAACGUAAGCAGUUUAGCGGGUGAGUUCGGGCGAAAAGCAGGUGAGUUCGGCAAAAAGCAGGUGAGCUCGACGACAAGCUCACCUGCUCUAAACCAAUCAGAAAGCCGCUUUUAACACACGUAUGGGAUAAGGACUCUAGAGAGAUGGACUUGAUCCAAGUCUAGUACAAUUGUUUGUGCUUUGCAUUUGAAAUAUAAUAUAAUUUCUCGGCGCUUAUUUUAUAUUUUCACGACAUUUUGUAAUGUAUUUUAACGUUUCAAACGACUUAAAAUCUUUUUGUGUUUUGGCGCCAUUUCUGUGUUAUCCAGCAAUUAUGCAGCAAAUGCCGGGUAACUCACCUCCAUGUAAACAGGCCGGAACAGGAGAACGAAUGAGACAUCCCAGGACGCUUUCGGCCGUCCGUGAGAUACAUUCCUGAAGGGCGGAAAGUAAUGCUUGUCGAAGUAAGACCAUGAAGUCUUGGGGGAAAUUUCUGCUGUCGUUAUUUUAACUGUGACAUUGAUAUUAUUUUUUGACAGAAACGGCGGAAAAGAGAGACACGGUCAAGGUGAGGCUUUUUCAAAUGAGAUUUCAUUUCUAAAACUAAAUAAUUUAAACGCAUGUGUCGUCGGAGGCUGUGGUUCUUUCCCUCCAUACUAUGCUGUUGUCGGAUUUAAUUUUGUUUCUGUAAUAUUUUCUCUUCUGCUAACUAGAAAAGGUUUUUGUGGCUGCUUAAUUAAUUUAUUUUUUAUUAUGCAGCUCCGCCGUAUCUGAAAACAAAAAUGGAUUUAAAAGUCCGAUUGAAGUCAGUAUGUUGCCGUUGCCUCCAGAAAGUAGCAGAAAGGUAAAAAUAUGACAAACUCAAAACGUCG
Paramuricea clavata is the source of this 10254-nucleotide messenger RNA. The record is from the annotation of a GenBank genome assembly. Lineage: Eukaryota; Metazoa; Cnidaria; Anthozoa; Malacalcyonacea; Plexauridae.